This is a messenger RNA of Cavenderia fasciculata, 492 nucleotides long. RefSeq lists its product as uncharacterized. NCBI's taxonomy places the organism in Eukaryota, Evosea, Eumycetozoa, Acytosteliales, Cavenderiaceae. The record is from RefSeq and is a predicted model, not a curated record. Bases 1 to 492 code for a protein of 163 amino acids. The transcript is spliced from 4 exons.
AUGUCCACUAAUACUACUGAUAUUAACAAUAACAAUAACAAUAACAAUAUAACAACAACAAUGAUCUCAAUACCUCAUCAGGCAAUGGAUCUAACAACCACGUCCUUGGGACCAACCUUACUGCUACCCCACAAACAGGCACCACCGCUACGUCCACUUUGUAGAUCUCACAAUGGAACAUGCGCAACAAAUACACCAAACAUUACAACAAGCAAUAACAUUACAACCACAAAUAGUAAUAAAUUUUCAGCAAUUAUUACAACAACAUUACAACAAGUAAUCGCAUUACAACCACCACAACCACAACCACAACAACAAGAACCACAACCACAAGAAGAAGAACCUCAACAACAAGAGCCUCAACCACAACCACAACAACAAGAACCUCAGCCACAAUCACAACAACAAGAACCACAACAACAACAACAACAACAACAACAACAAGAACCUCAACCACAACCACAACAACAAGAACAACAACUUCCUAAAUAA